Tupaia belangeri chinensis (Chinese tree shrew) is the source of this 2761-nucleotide messenger RNA. It is a transcript of the gene ACBD4, whose product is annotated as acyl-CoA binding domain containing 4. The record is from RefSeq and is a predicted model, not a curated record. Lineage: Eukaryota; Metazoa; Chordata; Mammalia; Scandentia; Tupaiidae. Gene Ontology annotation, biological process: fatty acid metabolic process. Gene Ontology annotation, cellular component: cytoplasm. Gene Ontology annotation, molecular function: fatty-acyl-CoA binding.
UAUGGUCCCGGGACCGCCGCUGCAUGCUGUAUAUGUGUCCGUGACGUCAACCCGUGGGUGAGCCUCUGCAUCCGACUUCUAAUGGCCGUGUCAGUCUUGAAAGAGCCGCGCUGAGUGGUUGGAUUAGAAGCCAAUGUGAAACGGGUCCUCUCAUUGGCUUAAAUUUGCCCCUUCGCUCUGCGUCCGCAUCCCGACCGGACUGGACCCUGAGGUCAAUCGGAAGCUGCUGUUUUAGUGGCGAGAUGGAUCCCAGGUAUCCCGACAGCGGACCCCGCGGGAAGUUGGAGAUAUGCACUUAGAGACGCACAUCUGGGGGUCUAUCUGGCACUGCGACCCUCGCCACCUGCUUCAUCCACCGACCGAGGUCCUCGCUGCCCCGGCCCCACCCAGGCUGCCUUGAGAGUCGGUCGCAAGUAGGUCCCCAGGCUUGGAGUGACAUGGGCACCGAGAGUGAAAGCCCAGAGCCGGACUGCCAGAAACAGUUCCAGGCCGCAGUCAGCGUCAUUCAGAACCUGCCUAAGAACGGCUCUUACCGCCCCUCCUACGAAGAGAUGCUGCGAUUCUACAGCUACUACAAGCAGGCUACUAUGGGGCCCUGCCUGGUGCCCCGACCUGGGUUCUGGGACCCCAUCGGACGCUACAAGUGGGAGGCCUGGAACAGCCUGGGCAAGAUGAGCAGGGAGGAGGCCAUGUCUGCCUACAUCACUGAGAUGAAGCUGGUAGCACAGAAGGUGAUCGACACAGUACCCCUGGGCGAGGUGGCAGAGGACAUGUUUGGGUACUUCGAGCCCCUGUACCAGGUGAUCCCUGACAUGCCGAGGCCCCCAGAAGCCUUCCUGAGAAGGGUCACAGGUCGGAAAGAACAGGUGCUGAAUGGAGAGGUUGGAGCUGUCCCAAAGCCUCCCUGCCUCCCUAAGGAACCAGCAUCCCUAAGCCCAGCUGCCUCUGCCCAGUUGCGUGGCCCUGUCUCCACAGCCUCCUUGUCCACAGUGGCCCCACCAGAGUCCCAGCCACCCCGGGACCUGGACGCUGAGGUUUUCUGUGAUUCCCUGGAGCAGCUGGAGCCUGAGCUGGUUUGGGCAGAGCAGAGGGAAUCACCUGCAGAAGAUCCUGAUACCAGAAACAGCCCAACGUCCCCCACAGAGAAAGGGAGGCUGGAGGGCAGCCUGCUGGGGCCCCAGGAAUUGGACAUGUGGUUGGUGGGGACAGUUCGGGCACUGCAGGAGAGCAUGCGGGACGUCCAGGGGAGACUGCAGAGCCUGGAGAGCUUGCCCCAGCCCCCUACGCAGAGACGGCGACCUAGUGCUCGGCCUUGGACCCUCGGGCUCUCAGGUCCCACGCUGCUCUUCUUCCUCCUGUGGCCCUUCCUCUGGCUCCAGCCUGUAUCCAGCGACUGAACUGGCCACUCUAGUGCCUCCUGCUGCCCGGCACCUCCACGAUCACCGGCCAGGGUCCCGACCAGAGGGCCACAGCAGUGAGCCCUGGGCAGCAGCCGCCCUCUGGACCCAGGGCCAUCUGCCCCUGGGUGAGGAAGAGGCAGUUCUGAUGGCCAUGGCUGGAGAAACAACCUGCACAGAUCCCCGUCUGCCCUGGCCUCAACCACUGCCCCUGGCCUUAGCCGCUGCCCCAGGCAUAGCCAUCAUUCGCCCACGGGAAGCCAUGGACAUAGCAGAGAGGUUGAACACGCCCCUUGUGAUAAGGAUGGACAACAGCAGGGCAGCGCAGUCGGGACGCAGGUGUGGGACUAAGCUAGCAAUGCCACUUGCACACUAGCUGUGUAAACUGGGGCAAAUUCUUCACUGCUUUAAGCCCAGGUGGCCUUGUUUGUGAACAGGGAUGACCUCUUCAGCAUGAGGCAAUUCUGGGAUCUAAGAGUGACCCUGGCAUGUAAAAUGUCUGGCUAAGGGUUAGAAUUUAGCUAAUAUGGUGGUGCCUGGCCCUUUGACAGGAUUCUAGAAUUCUGCAACCGAUCAGCCUGGCUACCCCUCCCCCACCACGACAAAUGAGACCAUACAGCUGAGCCUGUCCAGUAUGCAGGCAGGGCUCAGCUGUACCUUCCAGACUCCCUGGACUGGAGCUACUCGAGAGUUCUCUCAAGUCUUAAAAUGUAGUCCCAACCUGGAGGACUCUUGGAAUUUGGUGUCUAGUCACCUUCUCCCUCCCAUGCUAGGGCAGUUCAUGCUGUCUGGGAGCCCAGAUGAAGGCUUUCAGAUAGACCUGAGUUCUUGGAAGUCCCUGGGAAACCAGCUGAGGUGGUCAUUUUGCAAACACGGGGAUAGGAUUCAAAGUCUUGCUGGCCUCUCUCUUUGGAGGCUGGCUGCACCGGCCUUGGCUCUUUCCCCACACAUACUUUCGGCUGCCUCACCGUCACUCUUGAGGUCCCAGACAAGUUCUUUUCUUUGGCCACAAUGCUUGCUCUUCAUAAAAUGCCCUUCUUUAUACCCACUGGCCUGAAAACUCAUCCUUUAGAAUCACCCACAAAGCUGCUUCCUCCAUGACACCUGUCCACAAAGCCCAACUCUCAAGCAGCUUGGUUGACAAGCUCCAACUGGGAUUUUCUCCACUUUGCCAUUUUGACUCACUGUGGAUCAACGGAUUCUUCACACAAUCCAGGAGCAAUUUGGGGUGUUCGUCAUCUUUGUGCCCUCCUAACAAAUGCUUGCCAAAUGAAGAAAGGACCUGAAUUAGGUUAGAGUUGUUGGGAAUGAAAGAGAACUAAAUUCUUUGGAGGAAAAAGGGGGAUUUGGGGCCAGCAUGUGGU